AUGGAGGCUGUCCCUCCAGCCAGACCCAGUCUCUCCGGGAUCCUGCUGCAGGUUUUGAGGCUGUCAGUGCUGCUGAUCCAGAACCGGAUCCACCUCUACAAUUUCCUGCUCCUCAAGAUCAUCCUCUUCAACCACUGGGUGUCAGGGCUGGCUCAGGAGGCCGAAGGGUCCUGCAGCAGGCAGGCCCGCCCACCCCCAGGUGGUGCAGUCUGCCCUAUCGGCCGGGCUGUACAUGCUGGGCUGGCACUAAUAGAGAUCCCUGUGUGGCUGGUGCUGUGGGUGCCCAGGCUGAUGUGGGGCAGUGUGCUGGGCUGUGCCCGGGCCUUGGGCCUGUCCCCGCGGUGUCUAGAUGCCUGGCAGCAGCUGGACCUAUCUUUGGCCACCUGGAUGGACCUGCUUGUGUCAUGUCUGCACAGCCUGAUGCUGGUGGCCUUGUUGCUGCUGCUGCUGGUCUGGAGGCUGUGCCGGAUGGCUCACCGCUUCAGCCUGGGCCAGCUGCCCAGUAAGGCCCUGCUGGAGAACCACAUGUUGCUAGAGCUCCUGGCAUUGCUGAAGCGUCUGUAUUGGUGGGUGGAGAACAUGGCAGCACUCACCUCCUGGCACCUGGCCUACCUCAUCACCUGGACCACCUGCCUUGCCUCCCACUUACUGCAGGCUGCCUUUGAGCACACAGUCCAGUUGGCCCAGGAGACUGAACCCCAGGAGGCCUCAUGGACCUUGCCUGAGUCCCCACUCCCUGAGUCCCUGACCCCCGAGGCUGGGCCAGCCUUGCCAGAGCCUGAAGCCCCUGGAGAAUAA
Messenger RNA from Trichechus manatus latirostris (Florida manatee), 798 nucleotides. It is a transcript of the gene TMEM270, whose product is annotated as transmembrane protein 270. Bases 1 to 798 code for a protein of 265 amino acids. Lineage: Eukaryota; Metazoa; Chordata; Mammalia; Sirenia; Trichechidae. The record is from RefSeq and is a predicted model, not a curated record. The transcript has 3 exons.